This is a messenger RNA of Glycine soja, 1795 nucleotides long. Its product is annotated as squalene synthase-like. The record is from RefSeq and is a predicted model, not a curated record. Gene Ontology annotation, biological process: lipid biosynthetic process; farnesyl diphosphate metabolic process. Lineage: Eukaryota; Viridiplantae; Streptophyta; Magnoliopsida; Fabales; Fabaceae. The transcript is spliced from 14 exons. Gene Ontology annotation, cellular component: endoplasmic reticulum membrane. Gene Ontology annotation, molecular function: squalene synthase [NAD(P)H] activity. Bases 257 to 1498 code for a protein of 413 amino acids.
AAACAAAUAAUAACGCAACUCCCACCCAAACCGUGAGUGCGGAAUCUAUCAAUCUCAAACCGUUGAAAACACGAUGCGAAAUAUUUUCAACCUCAAAUAAAUAACGUUGAGUUUCCAAACUUACCACACUCAAUCACGAGCCAACCAUAGGCGAAGAACGGAAGAAGCCACCAUAGUCGUCGUCGUGAGCGAAGAUCCAUAACAAUACAGUUACAAAUUGCAACAACACACUCCUCGUUCGAUCGUAGCCAGAAGAAUGGGAAGUUUGGGAGCGAUUCUGAAGAAUCCAGAUGACUUUUACCCUCUGCUGAAGCUGAAAAUGGCGGCGAGAAACGCCGAGAAGCAGAUCCCGCCGGAGCCACAUUGGGCGUUCUGCUACACAAUGCUCCACAAGGUUUCUCGAAGUUUCGCCCUCGUCAUUCAGCAACUCGGCACCGAGCUUCGCAACGCCGUUUGCAUAUUUUAUUUGGUUCUGCGAGCUCUCGACACCGUUGAGGAUGAUACUAGCAUAGAAACAGAUGUCAAGGUGCCAAUACUGAUAGCCUUUCACCGUCAUAUUUAUGAUCGUGAUUGGCACUUUUCAUGUGGCACAAAGGAGUACAAAGUUCUAAUGGACCAGUUUCAUCAUGUUUCAACUGCUUUUCUGGAACUUGGGAAGAACUACCAGGAAGCAAUUGAGGACAUUACCAAAAGAAUGGGUGCUGGAAUGGCCAAAUUUAUUUGCAAGGAGGUAGAAACAAUUGAUGACUAUGAUGAAUAUUGUCACUAUGUGGCGGGACUUGUUGGGCUGGGUUUAUCAAAGCUUUUCCAUGCGUCUGGUUCAGAAGAUCUGGCUCCAGAUGACCUUUCCAAUUCAAUGGGCUUGUUUCUACAGAAAACAAACAUUAUUCGAGAUUAUCUGGAAGACAUCAAUGAGAUCCCCAAGUCACGCAUGUUUUGGCCACGACAGAUUUGGAGUAAAUAUGUUAACAAACUUGAGGAUUUGAAAUAUGAGGAGAACUCUGUUAAGGCAGUGCAAUGCUUAAAUGACAUGGUCACUAAUGCUCUGAUGCAUGCUGAAGAUUGCUUAACAUACAUGGCUGCUUUACGUGACCCGCCUAUAUUUCGCUUUUGUGCUAUACCCCAGAUAAUGGCAAUUGGAACACUUGCAUUAUGCUACAAUAACAUUGAGGUCUUCAGAGGUGUAGUUAAAAUGAGGCGAGGUUUAACUGCCAAAGUGAUUGACCGAACUACGACUAUGGCUGAUGUCUAUGGUGCUUUCUUUGAUUUUGCUUCUAUGUUGGAGUCCAAGGUUGACAAAAAUGAUCCCAAUGCAACUAAAGCAUUGAGCAGGCUGGAAGCUAUACAGAAAACUUGCAGAGAAUCUGGUCUCUUGAGUAAAAGGAAAUCUUACAUUGUGAAGGAUGAAAGUGGAUAUGGCUCAACCAUGAUUAUCGUACUGGUCAUCAUGGUUUCCAUCAUUUUUUCUUAUCUGUCUGCUAGCCACCAAAAUAACUAGUGUAACAACUAGCCAUGCCUUCUUGCCUUUCCGAACAUUGAUAUCAUGCCUCGUUCAUGGAAUGCAAAUUUGCACGCAAGCAAUAUUAUGAUGGCUGCAGUUGACUAUCGUGUAUUUUAAUGGAAAAAUAGUCGAAUGUAGUGUCAAGAGCUCCUUGUGUUAGUUUGGAUUUAACUCUACCCCUACGUUCGUCCUGAAAAUUAUCAUUAUUCUGCGUGUUAUUAGUUGUUUGUAUUCACGGAUAAAGUUGGAAUACCAGAUGAGUUAUACCAGUGGUGCCCCCUCCCCCUUUUUUCC